This is a messenger RNA of Capsicum annuum, 505 nucleotides long. RefSeq lists its product as uncharacterized. The record is from RefSeq and is a predicted model, not a curated record. The transcript is spliced from 2 exons. Lineage: Eukaryota; Viridiplantae; Streptophyta; Magnoliopsida; Solanales; Solanaceae. The annotation marks the transcript as partial.
AUGUAUGUGGCAUCUGUGGAAAAACUUUACAGAAAUUCACAUAAUGCAUUGUCGAAAAUCUUUUAUACAAUAGCCAAAGCAUACUCAAAGUUAGAAUUCCACAUAUUAAUGGAAAAAGUUGAGGCGGUUGAUAUUAAGGUGAAGAAAUAUUUGGAAUUAGCUAGUUAUGAAAAGUGGGCUAGGUCGUAUGCAACAGUUCACCAAGGAUGGACUUUGACUUCAAAUAUUGCGGAGUCAAUAAAUAGAGUACUUGUAUCAGCUAGAGACCUGCCAAUUUAUGAUUUUCUUGAGGAAGUUCGUUUACUGUUUGCAAAAUGGAAUUGCAAAAAUAGGCAACAAGCUUCAUAUAUCUUCACAACACUCAUUGAAAAGUUUAAUGACAUACUCAAAGAGAAUGACGCUUUGUGUACUCGUAUGACGGUUGUACCAGCCACAGAAUAUGUGUAUAUGGUACAUGACAAAGAAAAGCACUUCAUUGUUUUCCUCAAGAAAAAGAAAUGCGCAU